AUGUAUUUUAAUAUCACAUAUAAAUAUUUAUUAGAUGGGCAUUGUGGUGAUAAUACUGAUACGGUUGACGUUGGCAUAUUGGAUAUUGUGGAAGGAAUCAAUUUGCAUCAAUUUGAAAGCGAUUCAAUGUCCACUUCAACGAAUACAGAAGUUUACAACAGUCCAGAGUACACACCAUACCAUGACCACUUAGAGUCAGAAGAGAGUGAAGAAGAAGGUAAUCAAGAACUAAUGAAUGAAUCACAUACCGGUAAUACAAAUAAUGCAAUUGAAUCAGUAGAGACAAUUAUUGUAGACAGAGCAAAAAAAAGUCAAAUUACCAAAAAAUUAAUAAAAAAUAAAAGGGUUUUCUGUCUAUUUUGUGAACAAUUGGAGACAAAUUUUCCAAGACACUUGGAACGUAAACAUGCAUUAGAACCAGAAGUCAAAGAAUUUAUCUUAUUACCAAAAAAAAGUAAAGAACGUGUUAUGCAUCUAGAACUUUUGAAAAAUAAAGGUAAUUUACAACACAAUAGGAAUGUAUUGGAACAAAACAAAGGAUCACUAAUUGUUGGCAGGAGACCACCAAUUUCUAGUGAAAUUGAUGCAAAUAAUUUUUUGCCAUGCACUCAUUGUUUUAAGUUUUUUAAAAAACAAAAACUAUACCGUCAUAUUAAUAGAUGUCCGUUCAAAAGUACAGCAGUUGCAGAUGGUUUGCCAAAACGCAGAAACAAUUUAAUGCAAAGUGCAACAUUAUUGCACGUAGCUAAAGAUCACACGCAACUACAAAAUGAAGUUUUUGUGUCUAUGAAGUGUGAUGAUAUUACCUUUGUUGCUCAAAGUGAUGAUUUGAUAUGUUUAUUUGGCUCAAGACUUCUCAAAAAUCACAGAGAAAGGCAUUUAAAAAAUUACAUAUCACAAAGACUCAGACAACUAGCAAAAUUUUUACAAAUUUUACGUGGCUUAGAACCUGAUGUAAAAAAUUUAAAAGAUUUUUUGGUUCCAAAACAUUUUAAAACUGUUGUUCAAGCUGCAAAAGAAUUGAGUGGGUAUGAUGAAGAACACAACACAUAUGUCCAUCCAACAAAUGCACUUAAGAUUGGACACUCGAUAUUACAAUGCGCAGAUAUUCUCCAAAGUCAAUUUCUUGUUACCGGUGUUCCUGAAGAAAAAUUACAAAACUUAAAAUAUUUUACAAAAGUGUUUAAUAAAGAAUGGCGAUAUUCCAUAUCUUCUAAUGCAUGUGCAGAUUUGUCAAAAAAAAAAUUUAACAAAAGUGUCAGCUUACCAGAUGCAAAAGAUAUAACACUUUUGCAUAAUUUUCUAUUAAAUCAGCUUGAAGAAGUGAAAUCAUUGAUUGAAAACAAUGAAAUAAAUCAUGAAACAUACAAAAUAUUAUGCCAAAACUUACUGACCCAAAUUAUUCUACUUAACCGCCGCAGAUCAGGUGAAGUCCAAAGAAUAAAAGUUAUAGAUUACUUAAAUAGAAGUAAAAAUAAAUUGCAAGAAGAAAUCCAAAAAUCACUUUCAGAAGUAGAAAUAAAACUAUCAGAAAGUUUUGAAAGAUUUGAAAUAAGGGGAAAGCGUGGAAGGGCAGUUCCAGUUUUAUUAACAGGUUUAAUGAAAGAAUCUAUAGAUCUUCUUUUAAAAAUUAGAAAUGCCGCUAGUGUAUUUAAACAAAAUGAAUACUUGUUUGCGAUUCCGAAUACUGCAGUAGGAUGUUACCGUGGCUCUGAUUGUCUGAGGAAGGCAGCAAACGAAUGUGGAUCAUCUGCCCCAGAACUACUCACAUCAACUAAACUCCGAAAACAUAUUGCCACAAUGUCUCAAUUAUUAAACCUAAGUACAAAUGACAGAGAACAGCUUGCCAAUUUCAUGGGUCACGACCUAGCAAUACAUAACGAAUACUAUAGACUCCCUAACGAAACAUUACAAAUUAGUAGAGUUAGUAAAAUACUUCUGGCAAUGGAGUCCGGUAAUCUGCAUGAACUUAAAGGCAAAACACUCGAACAAUUUGAUGAUUUUUUGAUGCCUUCCAAUGCAAUUGAAUGUUCCUCUGAUUCUGACGAUAAUGAAAAUGUUACAGAUUCUGUUGGUGAAAAUGCAUUAGAUGUUGAAUGGAGUGACGAUGAGAAUAUUAUAGAUACCAGUAAACAACUCACAUCAAAAAAGCAAACGUCAGUUACAAAAACAAAAACUCGAGUUGAUUACAUUAAAUGGAGUAAUGGUGAAAUGGAAGCACUUAAACGUUUUUUUGGUAAAUUCAUAGCUUUACAUAAAAUUCCACAGCAGCAUGAUUGCCUCUUAGCCAUAAAAAAGGAGCCCGCUUUGGGUAAAAGACCAUGGAAAAAAAUUAAAUUCCAGUGUGAAAUAUAUUAA
This is a messenger RNA of Myzus persicae (green peach aphid), 2358 nucleotides long. RefSeq lists its product as uncharacterized. Bases 1 to 2358 code for a protein of 785 amino acids. Lineage: Eukaryota; Metazoa; Arthropoda; Insecta; Hemiptera; Aphididae. The transcript has 3 exons. The record is from RefSeq and is a predicted model, not a curated record.